This is a messenger RNA of Astyanax mexicanus (Mexican tetra), 5100 nucleotides long. RefSeq names its product ferredoxin-fold anticodon binding domain containing 1 (gene fdxacb1). Gene Ontology annotation, molecular function: rRNA (uridine-N3-)-methyltransferase activity. Gene Ontology annotation, cellular component: cytoplasm. The transcript has 5 exons. The record is from RefSeq and is a predicted model, not a curated record. Lineage: Eukaryota; Metazoa; Chordata; Actinopteri; Characiformes; Acestrorhamphidae. Gene Ontology annotation, biological process: rRNA base methylation. Bases 880 to 2628 code for a protein of 582 amino acids.
CUCUCUGUGUUUCUCUCUAUUUCUGUCUGUUUCUCUCUCUAUCCAUCUGUCUCUCUUUGUCUGUUUAUCUCUGUCUCUGUCCAUCUGUCUCACUUUUUCUUUCUGUGUUUUCUGUCUCUAUCCAUCUGUCUCUUUCUGUCUGUUUUUUGUCUCUGUCUUUAUCCAUCUGUUUCUCUCAGUCUCUCUCUUUAUUUGUCUAUCUCUUUUUUCUCUCCAUUUGUCUCUCUUACUCUUUUUUUUACUGUCUCUUUCGUGUGUCUUUCUGUGCGUGCCUCUCCAUCUGUCUCUCUCUCUAUCUGCAUUUUUGUCUCAGUCUCUAUCUGUCUCUCUCUUUCUCUCUGUUUUCUAUCUCUGUAUCCAUCUGUCUCUCUUCUUUCUAUCUGUCUCUCUAUCUUUUUCUCUCCAUCUGUCUCUCACUUUCUUUCUCUCAAUCUGCCUCUUUUACCUGUGUGUCUCUUUUACUGUGUGUGUCUCUCUCUCUUGUCUCCCUCUCUCCCUCCCUCUCUCGGAUUAUUGCGUAACUGAUCUGCAGGGGGGAGCUGAAGCUGUAGCGGUGACCCAGUAGAGAGGCUGCGGGCGGUUAGAUAAUUGAUUCUUUAUUUAAUGGUGUUUUAAUCGGUGUUUUAUCGUCCAGGUGUUUCAGCUGAACUUCAGGUGUCAGUAAAGGAACUUCAGCUGAGUGUGCUGGUAGAUGAUCCCGAGGAGGAGCUGCUGCUGGAUUGCCUGUGUUUCAGUCAGAAGCCGCGGUGUGUCCACGCUCCUGUUACUGACGGCUAGAUCUCCUGUAGCCUGAAGAAGAAGAAGAGGAGAUAAGCGGGAGCUCCGGUGAAGAUGCUGGUGGUGGGAGCUGGGCGCUCUGAUUGAAGCAGGUCAGUGAUCAUGUCCGCAGCCCGGGAGGUUCUGCUGGUGGGAGAAGGGAACUUCUCGUUCGCGGCGGCGCUGUGCGACAGUCUGGACCCUGGAGUCCGAGUUACAGCCACCUGUUUACAGCCCGAGGCUGAAGCCCUGUCCCGGGAGAACACCCAGAACAACAUCCAGCACCUCCGAGACCAAGGCGCUACGGUACUUUUUGAGGUGGACUGCACGCACCUGAAGGAGCAUGAGGUGAUUCGGCACCACCUUUAUGACUGCAUCGUCUUCAACUUCCCACACUGUGGCCGAAAAAGUGGAGUCAAGAAGAAUCGAACCCUCCUGGCCAAGUUCUUUGCGAGCUGCGCCGAGGUGCUUAAGGACAAUGGGGAAGUGCACAUGGCUUUGUGCAAUGGACAAGGUGGCACUCCAUACGACAACCCAAUGAGAGAGUGGCACAAUAGCUGGCAGGCAGUUUCCAUGGCAGCAGAGGCCGGUCUCAUCCUCAGUGAUAUUCGCCCAUUUGAUUGUGACCAAUUUCAAGGAUACAGAUGCACAGGUUACAGGAGUCAGGACAAAGGUUUUCAUGUAGAAGGAGCACUGACCCACAUUUUUACCCGGAGCCUGCCAUACACCAUGCCAGAGAAGCUGAAAAUGGUCACAACUAUUGGAAAGGAGACUGUUAGUUAUGAGGCUCCAGAGGAGUUGAGUGAAUUUAUGAACAGGGAUUUCCUUAGCCAACAGUCACACCAUCCUGUAAAGACUGUACUGGAACAGUUGCUUCGAGAGAUCAAAUCCUCAUGGCCGGUUUGCACAGUGAGUGGCAGCUUCCCAGAGUUAGUACACUGCUGCCCAGAGAACCUCCGUUCUUGUGGUUUGACACUUACCCCUUCUGAAGUCUUCUGGAUCAAGCCCAUUGAAACCCACCCCCUUGACCAGUGCAAAGAUGGCAUGCAAGACUGUGAGCCUAUGGACAAUCAGCAGAUCUCUGGAGGAAGCUUUGCUCUUCGGCCGUCUCUGUUACUGCAUGUGCAGGAGAUCAUGCAGAACGAGGACUUUAGUCCUGGAACUCUUCAUGCCUUGAGCGGACUGGUCUUCCAGAGAGUCCCCAUAUCUCCUAACCGGUACCCUGCCUACCACCAGCUUCUCCUCGUCGGUGUGCUGCCCUCCAAGUCUAAGCCCCUUCAGUGCCUCAGAGAGUGUGUGGAAGGCCUGCUCUCACCUUACAAUGUUUCCUUCAAGGAGGACCAACUUGGGGAGGAACAUCAAAUCUGGAUUAACUCCAAAGAUGUCCAGAACUUUGGCAGGAUGACAUCAGUUCCAGUCCCAGGGUCUGACUUCCAGAGAUCCCUUCAGCUUUGUGUGUUAUUGCUGAACAUAGACCACUUGGCGGCAUUGACCUUCUCCAUCCCUGACUGGCGCCUGCUGUGGACCUAUGAUCCACGCUUCCUUGCCCAUUUUGAAACUCAGGACGUUGGUUCGUUCCGGCCCUUCUCGCUGUACCCGGCCAGUUACUCGCAUGACAUCAGCUUCUGGAUGGAACCAGAGAGCUUUGAUGAGCUAGACUUUCAUGCUGUUGUACGGGUGGCCACAGCUGGAGCAGUCAAGGGCGUGGCACUGGUGGACCGGUUCCGCCACCCACACAUGGGCCACGCUAGCCUGUGCUACAGGCUGGAGUACCAUUCAAAUGACCGUGCACUGUCCCACAGCCAAGUGCUGGCUCUGCAGGAACAGCUGCGACGGCUGCUGCCUCUUCGCCUCCAGGUUACACUCAGGUAAAAUCCAAAAAGGAGGUGAUCCACUGGCUUUUUGUUUACCUCUCCAAUUGGUACGAACUUUGCAGUACCACUGGCUUUGGAUGCUUUAAGCUCAUGGAGUUCUUUGCUCCAGUGGUACACACAGUUUCAAGCUCCCCCUGCCUCACAUCCUAACUUAUCCAACACUCUGACUUCAUAUCAAACUUGUUCUUGAGCUAAAUUAUGUGUCCUGGGGCAGGGAGUACUUAAAACUCAUCACAGCAGGGGGUGCUGCUGUUGUUUGGAGGAUCUUACUGUUAUCUUCCUGUGAAGUGAGACUUCAGGGUUUCCCCAGGACCUAAAAUAAGGAUUCUUAUCAUGUCUGUGCUCCUGUAACUGUUUACCAAACCGUGUGGUGAUCUCUCACUGACUCAGGAGUGGGACACUGGCAUUUUUUUUAAUCUAUGUGCAACUACCAAAAUAUCUUUGCUGGGCUAUAAAUCUAUAUUACAGGCUGAAGUAAUAAAAAAUGACAUCCAUCAGAAAGCUCAACUUCAUUUUAGAAGUAUUACUACAUGUUGUAGUAACAGAAUAUGUAAGAAUGUACACCAUACACCAAGAAACACCAGGUGGCUACUGAAGAUAUAUAGUAGGUGUGUAUCGUUGUGUCUAGUUGUGGUACAGUUAAACAUUUUGGAAUCACUGUGAAAUCCAUGCUUACAAUCCAGGUUUCCAAUCCCAUUUAGAUGCAAAUAAAAUAAUUAAGAAUGAUUACAUUAGAAUCACAGUGAAUUGCAAAUUGAUAAUUAGUACUGUAUCAGCCUGAUGUUUACAUUUGACCAAAAUAUCAAAUCACAGAUCUCUCUUGUAUUAACGAGAAAUAACAAUAAUAACAAUAUUGUAAUGCAAUAUGAAUAAUCUGUUAUCCUGAUCCAGGUAUUUAAAAUAUUUUAAUAUUUUUUCCCUGUAUAGCAGCACUGACCUAGAUUUCUCACAUAUUUGAAUUCAGAAAGCUUAUUAUUAUUAUUAUGUUUUUAAAACAAGAAUUUAAAAAUAUUAUGAUAAAAAAUACUAUUAUUAAAUAAUAUAUACUAAAUAGACCAUUUUCAUCCAAGGGUUAAGUUUGGUGACUACAGACAGAAAAUUUAAUGUAAAUCAGAUAGUGAAUGUUGAUAUCACUUGUUAAAUGUAGAUAAUAAAGGGACUUUUAAAGGGACUUAAACAUCACCUAAUGUGAUAUUAAAAGUGCUUGAUGAAGUGGGCAAUAUGUUGAUAUGUUUUAAAACAAAUGUAGAAGAGAAACAAUUACAUGCAAAAUGUACAUGAAAAAUAUGUUCAAAUGUUUGUGGACACCCAUUCUAAUGAACACAUUCAGCUACUUUAAGUUGUACCCAGUGCUGACACAGAUGUGCAGUUCACACACAGCUUAUCUAGUCCCUGUAGAGAAGUAUAGCUAAAAGAGUAAGGUUCUCUGGAGCAGAUAAACAUGAACCUAUUAGCAACAUGUUCAUUACCUGAUGUAGGCUAGAUGAAUCAUUGAGCUGAGAGAGCUGUUCGAAAUUUACAUUUACAGCUGAUGAUGCUGUUUUACCCAUCUGUAUUUGCAAGGCUGAGCUAUAAAUAAACGUAUUAAAAUAUAUAAAUUGAGGUAACCAAACUAUCAUAGCUGUGAAGCUGUGGCACUAUUACAUAUCUGGAUGUUAUUUCUGACAGGAAUAAAUAGUAAUAAUAAACAGUAGGAGGAAGGAAGCAUUAGAAAUGAUUUUUGGUGGUGUUUCAUCUCUGCUGAUAUUACAAUGUGUGUGACCAGCACCAAGAGGUAAUAAUCAGACAAUGCCUAUGCACUGUACCAGACAAGCAAACUAUAAUAUAACUUACUUGCUUACUUAUUGACCCUUUAAUUUACUGUUACCAGUCUCUUCUUGAGUUUCUUUAGGACGUUAUAUGGAUGUUUAAGCUGCAUGACGAGGCAUGUUUACACUAAUUAAUGAUGAAAAAAGUGUGUUAAAACAAACCCACAACAUAUAAGUCUGUAUGUCAUAAUAAUAAGAGACAUUAAAAACGAGGAUCUCAAUAAUUCAUAUGAUCUGGACUGAGUUAUUCACAUACCAUAUACACACUUAUGCAAAGUUUUGGGCCAACACUAUUUAGUACAUUUUAAAGCAACAUUAAUAAUAAUAAACUUAUGAAAUUUAAGAAAAGCAAAAAGUUGCCCCAACAAAGUGUUUGUGUGUACAAUCCACAAUUUUACAGUGAAUUUGCUGCUACAUAUGAUGAAGUUUGCCUUUAGAAUGUUUGAAAGUGGUUUACUCUGUUCUAGCGUUGGAUUUUACUGUGAUUUGUUUUUUCUGAAGAUGGACUGAAACUCUUUUUUGUGCAGUGUUGUAUGCAAGUGUUUGAAAUAGUUGCUUUUUUAAAAUAAAAAAAAACCCUACCCUUUCAGAGAAUUGCCUGAAUAUGCUUGAAUGGUAGUUCUCUGACAUCUCGAUUAAACUUUCUGAAAAGCUCAAGUGUU